Callorhinchus milii (elephant shark) is the source of this 2357-nucleotide messenger RNA. It is a transcript of the gene slc19a3a, whose product is annotated as solute carrier family 19 member 3a. Gene Ontology annotation, biological process: vitamin transport; transmembrane transport. Gene Ontology annotation, molecular function: thiamine transmembrane transporter activity. Bases 217 to 1710 code for a protein of 497 amino acids. The record is from RefSeq and is a predicted model, not a curated record. The transcript has 5 exons. Gene Ontology annotation, cellular component: plasma membrane. Lineage: Eukaryota; Metazoa; Chordata; Chondrichthyes; Chimaeriformes; Callorhinchidae.
UCCUACUCGCAAGUCAAAAUUUCAAUGAUUCAUUUCUGUCCUAAUUACAAUCUCAUUAACUGAAUCAGGUGAAGCUGGUUUCACACUGAGCAUGCUCAGAACUGGUUUAAAGUCCACGUUUUCAAUGAUAAAAGGGAUUGUCAGACUCUCCCUAGAAAAGCAGCCGAAAAGUUAGACCCAAAAGAUUUUGCUCCUGAUCCACUGUGUGCUGUCAGCAUGCCGUGGUGUUGCAAGUUCAUGGGCUGCUGGAACAAGGUACAAGGCACUGGAUGGCUUUACCCCACAAUCCUUCUGUGCAUCUUUGGAUUCUUCUCAUUGAUGCGACCGUCAGAACCAUUUCUUGUACCCUACCUUGCCGGACCUGAUAAAAACCUAACUACUGACCAGAUUACCAACAAAAUACUGCCAAUAUGGACGUAUUCUUACUUAGUGAUGCUAUUUCCUGUCUUCUUAGCCACAGACUAUUUAAGAUAUAAACCGAUUAUCAUUUUACAGGGAAUUUGUUUCAUUAUCUCGUGGCUUCUGCUCCUCUUUGCACAAGGUGUCCUGGCCAUGCAAUUCCUAGAAUUCGUGUAUGGCACUGGCUCAGCCACUGAAAUUGCUUAUUAUGCUUAUAUUUACAGUGUUAUUAGUUCCGAGCAUUAUCAAAAGGUGACCAGUUACUGUCGAAGCAUUACUUUAGUCGGAUAUACUGUUGCCUCAGUCCUGGCACAAGUUUUAGUUUCUGUUGGAAAUGUGUCGUAUUACUACCUUAAUGCCAUUUCACUGGCCUCUGUGUCUGUGGCUUUCCUCACUUCCCUUCUGUUGCCAAUGCCCAGUAGAAGCAUGUUCUUCCACAGAAAAGACGAGGCAGUGAAGUUCGAUGUCCCACCAUCAGUGGAGGACUUGAAUGCAGAAUCUGAGAGCCCUGGUCCUCAAAGCAAUGUGCAUAGGAAAACUUCCUCACAGCCAUCAGUAGCGUCUGAUGAGUCAGUGUCUCAGUACAAGGACAAGGGUUUGUUAAAGGUCCUCCUCCAACUGUGGUCUGAUUUCAAAGAAUGUUACAGCUCUCCACAACUGCUCACCUGGUCUAUCUGGUGGGCUCUAGCCACAUGUGGCUACAAUCAGAUUGUGAAUUACAUACAAGUGCUAUGGGACCAUAUUGAGCCAUCCGAAAAUGCCAUGGUGUACAACGGUGGAGUGGAAGCUGCAGGAGCACUUUUGGGUGCUGCUACCUCAUUUGCCGUGGGCUAUGUAAAGCUCGACUGGGAAGUUUGGGGUGAGCUGGCCUUGGGUAUCUUCUCAGCAGUGAAUAGUGCUGCUUUAUACACCAUGGAUCAGGUCGACAAUAUCUGGGUUUGUUACGCAAUGUACGUUGUGUUCAAAGCCUCCUAUGUUCUGCUGAUUACCAUAGCCACUUUCCAGAUAGCGUCUAAUAUGAGUAUGGAACGCUAUGCUCUGCUUUUUGGCAUCAACACGUUUAUAGCUCUGGCUCUUCAAACCAUCCUGACUGUUAUUGUGGUUGAUUCAAGAGGCCUUGGUUUGGAUAUCAUCACACAGUUCCUUAUAUAUGGGAGUUACUUCGCUGUAAUAGCAGGGAUGUUCCUUAUCAGAGGAAUCUGCGUUAUUGUUCAAAACAAGUGCAAGAGAAAGAGACAAAUCACAUCGGAGAUCACUGAGGAAACCGCAUCUCCAUCUGGAAAUGAGACAGACAUCUCAGAACGCUUCUAAAUCCAUUGAAAAUGAAGGCAAAAUUAUUUUCUUAUGGUCUUAAAUUUGUGUGCUCUUUUUACUGACACAUUGACCACAUUUCUGACAAUGUCUUGUAUUGUGCUACUGGUGUUGGUAAACAGCAGCAUAGCAGGAUAUGUGUCGCUUUAUUUUCUCCACCCCGCAAAAUGCUGAAUUUUACUGCAGCUUAGUUGUUGGGAGAGUUAUUUUGUUUAAUUCCAUGCAAAAUUUCCCAAUAAGUGCAAUAUGUAAUGUGCGCUGACCGAUAUUCCUUCUCAACUGAAAUUAAUUAACUACUCAACUCUUGAUAUAAUAAUCCUUGCAUUUGAUUUAGCAUCUUAUUGUCGAAACGCCUUAAAGCGCUUCACACGAUUUUUAUUCAAGGAGAGCAUUUAGUUCCCGAAAUCAGAAUAUGUUUGAUUUCCCAGCACUAAUAUCCCUCACCUUGUUGCAAACCGAAUGCCGUGAUGCAAACAGUGGUAUGGAAUGGGAGUUGAUGUUGGGUAGACUUUUGUAAAGCCCAAAUUCUGAAAGGGGAUGUGGUCAUGGCUUCAGUUCUAAGGUUUACUAUCUUAGAACUGGUCUUAACGUGAAGGAUGUCUUAACGUGUAAUAAUCCUAUAAUAAUAAAGCACAUAAUUAAGUGGG